AUGGCCGACACUCCAGCUCAGCCCGUCGUCCACGACGGCAAGACUCCGGUCGUCACAGCCACCCAUGAGAAACCGAAACCGAAAGGCGACGCCGCGCUGGAGCUGCUGGCCGCCAGAGACACGGAGAGUGGGAGUGGGAACGGCGCGCUGGACCCGGAAGCGUCGCGGCGACUCGUCCGCAAGAUCGACCUGUACGUGAUGCCGCUGAUCUGCAUCGUCUAUUUCUGCCAGUACCUCGACAAGAUCGCCAUCAGCUACGCCAGUGUGACGGGGAUCCGCGAAUCAAACCACCUGCACGGCAACCAGUUCAACUGGGUCUCGAGUAUCUUCUUCUUCGGCCAGCUGGCCUUCCAGUUCCCCACCAUGCGGCUGAUCCAGGCGUUCCCGCUGGCGCGCUACGUCGCCGCCAACGUCACCCUCUGGGGCGUGAUCCUGUCGUGCAUGGCGGCGUGCAAGUCCUUCGCGUCGCUGAUGGUCUGCCGCACGCUGCUGGGCUGCGCCGAGGCGGCCGUCAUCCCCGCGUGGGUCGUGUUCACCUCGCAGUGGUACCGCAAGGAGGAGCAGGCGUUCCGCGUCGGGCUGUGGUUCUCGAUGUGCGGCUGGGCGCAGAUGUUCGGCGGAUACAUUGCGUACGGGGUGGCGAUCCACGUGGGCUCGGACCCGACCGCGGCGCUCAAGGGCUGGCAGGUCAUUUUCCUGAUCCUGGGCCUGUUCACCACGCUCGUCGGCGUGGUCUUCUUCUUCAUCCUGCCGGACUCGCCCGUCACCGCGGGCUUCCUGACCGCCGAGGAGAAGGCGCUGCAUGCGGAGCGGCUGCGCAGCAACGAGCAGGGUAUCGGCAGCACGCAGUUCAAGCGCGCGCAGUUCCUCGAGGCGCUGCGCGACCCCAAGACCUGGCUGUACUCGUUCUGGGUCUUCGGGGCCAACAUCCCGAACUCGAUCGCGACCAGUUUCGGCAACAUCCUCGUCACCGGCAUGGGGUACUCGGCGACCAAGAGCUUGCUGCUCGUCACCCCGCUGGGCGCGUACGAGGUCGUCGCGCUGGUCGGUCUGACGUGGCUGGCGAUGCGCACCGAGCAGCGCCUGCUGUGGUGUAUCGCGGGCCACAUCCCGAGCAUCGUGGGCGCGAUCCUGAUGGCGACCACGGACAAGGCGCCUGCGCUGGUGGGAUACUAUCUCACCGGCGGCAUUCCGAUCGGCUGGACGACGAUUCUGGCGCUGACCAGCACCAACGUGGCCGGAUCUACCAAGAAGAUUACCGUCUCGUGCAUCCAGACCAUCGCGUACACCGUGGGCAACAUCAUCUCGCCGCAGACGUUCCAGCAGAAGGACGGGCCGCGCUAUCUGCCGGCCAAGAUCUCGAUUGUCAUUCUGUAUGUGCUGGUGACGCUGGAUCUGUAUCUGAUCCGCUGGCUGUCGAUCCGGGAGAACAAGAAGCGCGACGCCGAGAGAGCUGCGCUGGGCGAUGCAUAUGUGGUGGAGAAGAACCAUGAGUUCCUGGACCAGACCGACUUUGAGAACCGGGAGUUCCGAUAUGCCAUUUGA
Messenger RNA from Aspergillus clavatus NRRL 1, 1545 nucleotides. RefSeq names its product allantoate permease family MFS transporter. Gene Ontology annotation, cellular component: plasma membrane. Gene Ontology annotation, molecular function: allantoate transmembrane transporter activity; dipeptide transmembrane transporter activity. The record is from RefSeq and is a predicted model, not a curated record. Lineage: Eukaryota; Fungi; Ascomycota; Eurotiomycetes; Eurotiales; Aspergillaceae. Gene Ontology annotation, biological process: transmembrane transport; allantoate transport; tripeptide transport. The coding region runs from base 1 to 1545 and encodes 514 amino acids. The transcript has a single exon.